CUCUCUCACUCUCUUGUUCUCUCCCUCUCUUGCUCUCUCUCUCUCACUCUCCCUCAUCUCAUUGUUUCAGGAGGCCAAAUUUGAAGUCCUUCCCAGGGAGUGGCCCUGUUCAUCUUACUCUCCAGCCAAAGUGGGAAUAGCGUGAGAAGGGGAGAGACACAGUCAGCAGCCAAAGGACUCGGUGGAAAGAGCAGAGGACCAUAGACAAUAUGCUGCUCUUGGGACACACGGUGCUGCUGUUUCUCACUGCAUUCAUCAUUCCCUCGGGAGUCAGUGGUCAAGGAGAAGUAACUCAAGUGACUCAAGAAACAUUCACAGACGAUCCUAAUCUGGUAAAUGAACCCCCUACAGAUGAAACAGUUCUGGCUGAUAUCACGCCUUCCACAGAUGACCUGGCCUCACCCAAUGAUAAAAUUAACGUCACAGCUCCUUCAGACUGCCGGGAUGAGAAAUUUGCUUGCACAAGACUCUACUCUGUGCAUCGGCCAAUCAAGCAAUGCGUUCAUCAGUUAUGCUUUACCAGUUUACGACGCAUGUACAUCAUCAACAAUGAGAUCUGCUCCCGUCUUGUCUGUAAAGAACAUGAAGCUAUGAAAGAUGAGAUUUGCCGGCAGAUGGCUGGUCUGCCCCCAAGGCGACUCCGGCGCUCCAACUACUUCCGACUUCCUCCCUGUGAAAAUGUGAAUUUGCAGAGACCCAGUGGUCUGUGAUCAUCAAGGAAGUGGAAAAAAGAAAAAUGUGCGGUUGGGAAGAGAAUGCUCUACGAAGAGGGAACUCCUUGUCUAACCGUUGUCAGCUAACCGAGUAUUUCGCUUUUGCCCCUACUCUCCGAUUUUUCCCCCAAAGAAACAUUUAUCUCAUUUCCGGCACUCACAACACAAAGUCUAUAUUAUUGCGUGGUUUUACUGCUUCCCAAUAUCAUAGACAUAGUAGAUAAAUGAUGACCAGGUGGCUUAUAUAUAAAUAUUCUAUGUACAAUUUCCAGGAAAAACAAACUUAUGGUUAAUAAUAUUUACUAUUGAAUCUAUCUGAGCUAGAUCUUAGGACAGAAGGAAUUGUUACUGUCUAUUUUGGCCAUAGAACUCCAUGAACUUUCAUCUUAAGAGUUACCAAGAUUAACUCCCCAUUUGUCUGUGAUAUUAUAGUCCUUUUUAACUUUUUACUGAUUGUCAUAAUAUUUGUCUGGCAAAGUCCUCUUUAUGAAAAGCAUCAUGAUAAUUGUUCCUAAAAAAUUCUCCAGAGCCUAGAGUUAUAUAAUCCUACUAACAAUAUAUAAAGCCCCAAAAUGUCUUCUGCUAAGCUCAGAGGCUAAGCUAAAGAGAGAGGAACAGGCCAGAUAAAGAACCUGGACUCAUGAUUCUUAUUCAAUUUUUUAUGCAGUUGUCUAAUCAGCAAGUCAGGCUGGGAAGUAAGUCUCAUUUUCUUACUCAUUUAUGGUAGUAUUGGGGUUAGUCCACCUCCACAAUUAAUUAGAAUACUAAUGUCAGACCGUAUCACUGGUCGGAGUAUCUGAGUUACUCCUCCUCCUUCCAUUCUUCCCACUUAACCAAAAUCCUUAGAAAUUAUUAUGCAAACAGAUUCUGGAAUAGCCUGAUUUGGGGCCUAAAAAAGCCAUUCAGAUCUGAACUUUAAGACAUAGGCAUAAAGUUUACCUAAUGGUUUGUAAAAAAAAAAAAAAGAGUAAAUGAAACAGUUUUUAGACAAUACACAGCCUUAUCCUGGGUCUAGCUGUAACCAGGUAGCCUCAGAUAAGUCAUGUUCCCUCAUCAGGCCCUGGUUUAAUUUCCCUGUCUUUAACAUAAGAAGGUUUAAUUUACACUUGUUCUAAGGUUUCUUCUAAUUCUAUGAUUCUCAAGAUUUAAAUGCAUUGUUCAUAUUUCUUGAAACCUAGAGCUGAUGCAGUCUAAUUCACAAUGAACAUGUCUACUUUACAAGGGGGAAAAUAUCCUACAUUAAAUGGAUAGUGAUCCACAAUAUAAUAGGACAAGAUCCCAGUAUAAGUGGCAAACUGUGUAGUAUGGACCUUCCAUCUGAAUAACUCAGUAACCAUCUUAAAAAGCCGAUGGAAUUGAAAUGGAAACUAGGGGACUUAGAGACAACCAGUUACAUACGACAGAAUGCCAUUUGGUAGGGAGUGAAUUUUUUUCCCAUUGCUGAGAUAACUACCCAAUUGAAGAUUGGAUUCUUGCUGUUAAGGAGCAAUUUAGCUUAAUGGAAUUUGUACAACUGGUUUUAAAAAAAUGUUAGAAAAAGCCCCAAAGUGUGUAAUCUCUGUUCCACAGCCUCCAGAAGUAAAUGUACUCAUAUACAGACAGAUAUAUUAAAUGCAUAUUGUAGCCACUGUAGAGAAAUCUCAAAGGCACAGAGUUUCCAAGAAUCAUGUCAGAACAUCUUCAUGAACUUGACCUUCCUAUUCCAUAUUGAACGAGAGGUUGCAUUCCCAUCAGAAAGCACCUCAAUCCCAGUAUUAUGUAUAUUGCAAAUUAAACAAUUUAAAAUAA
Molecule: messenger RNA, 2501 nt
Organism: Phyllostomus hastatus (greater spear-nosed bat)
Lineage: Eukaryota; Metazoa; Chordata; Mammalia; Chiroptera; Phyllostomidae
Gene: MFAP5
Product: microfibril associated protein 5
Exons: 10
Coding region: 210-710 (166 amino acids)
Biological process (GO): embryonic eye morphogenesis
Cellular component (GO): microfibril
Source: RefSeq, a predicted model, not a curated record